Messenger RNA from Rhineura floridana, 2396 nucleotides. RefSeq names its product leucine rich repeat protein 1 (gene LRR1). The transcript has 4 exons. NCBI's taxonomy places the organism in Eukaryota, Metazoa, Chordata, Lepidosauria, Squamata, Rhineuridae. Bases 399 to 1649 code for a protein of 416 amino acids. The record is from RefSeq and is a predicted model, not a curated record. Gene Ontology annotation, molecular function: protein binding.
GAUAAGCUGAGGCGACUAUCUCCACCGCCUGUCACACCCUUCUCCCUCAGCAACCCUCCCACGCAUCUCCGGACUAUGUCGAGAGAACGCGAAAUGAACCCAUAUACGACACUAGAAGGGAGAAGCGGAUCUAAAGCAGGAGGCCCUCGCCGCGCGGGCAGCGGGCCAGGGCUCCAUGAGGCAGGCAGCUCGAAAGGCAGCCCCUCCGCGGAAGCGACAGGAGCGUGAAGGUCCCUCCUUUCCCCUACUCCUCAGCGGGGUGCGCGCGCAGGAGGCGGGAAGAUUUUGUUUCCCCCCCCCUCAGUUUAACCUCGACGGCUGAGGCGCCCAGGCUCGGCGGGCCUGAGGAGAAGCAGGCCGGGCUGUUCUGGCUUGGCUUGGUUUGGCCAUCUCCGGAGAUGCGGCUGCCGUGCGAGGUGUCGGUGGUGAGCCGCCUGCUGCCCUCGGCGGGGCUCCGGGGGCCGGGGCGCUCCGUCAGGGCUGUGGUCGCCCUCGGGAAGCCGCCCGGAGGAGGAGGAGGAGGAGGCGGCGCCUGGCUCCUGGUCAGCACCGCCCGUCACCGCCCUGGGACCAAGUACCAGUUGAGAGAGAACAUAGGACAACUUUUUACGAAGUUCGUGGAGGAAGGAAAAGCCACCAUACGGUUGAAGGAGCCAGCAGUGGAUAUCUGUCUCAGCAAGGCAAAUGUCAGUCAGCUGAAGACUUUCCUGUCUGCAGUGAAGCUGGCUGACCGCAGCACCAAUGAGGAGACCUUACCACUGUCUACCUUGGUCCCACCGAAGGCUUCUGAAGUGGAGAAACCAAAGACGAAGAUGACCAUAACCUCAAGGAAGGAUUAUCCGUUAACCCGGAAUUUCCCGCACACUCUAGAACAUCUCCAAGCCUCUUACUGCAGAUUAGCCCGCAUUGAUAUGCGUAUGCUGUGCCUGAAAAGCCUCCAGAAACUGGACUUGAGCCACAACCAUAUUAAAAAGUUGCCGGCAACUAUUGGGGAUCUUGUUUGCCUUCAGGAGUUGAAUCUACAAGACAACCACCUGGAGUCCUUCAGUGUGGCUCUCUGUAACUCCACCCUCCAAAAGUCACUCCAGUCUCUGGAUCUCAGCCAGAAUAAAAUCAAAGCACUUCCAGCACAGUUCUGCCAGUUACGGGAGCUCAUUCAGUUGAAGUUGGAUGACAAUGAACUAAUUAGGCUGCCAUUCAGGUUUGGUCAACUGAGUCAGCUUCGCUUCUUGUUUGUGGCUCGUAAUAAGCUCCCGUUUUUACCCAGUGAUUUUGCAAAACUCUCCCUCGAGAGCCUGGAUCUGUUUGGCAAUCCAUUUGAGCAGCCCAAGCCACUUGUUCCUGACAUGCAGCUAAAAAUACCAUUGACUUUAUUAGAAUAUUCUGCCAGAGCAACGAUCAAUUACAGGCUUCCUUAUAGCUGCCACAUCCUUCCUUCUCACCUCUGUUACGAUCUGGAGAUGUCAAAGAGCUGUCAGUGCGGGCAGGCCUGCCUGAGUUCCUUCAUUCAGACAACAGUGACCAUGAAUCUCCACAGGGUGGCACACACAGUUGUCCUUGUGGAUAAUAUGGGAGGCACAGCAGCCCCAAUCCUCCGCUACUUCUGCUCUCUGACUUGCUAUUCCCAGUUUCUGGAUAGGCAUCUGUAAAGCAUCCGGUGACCUUAAGCAGACACACUGUGUGGUCUGAGCAGCUUCAGCCAGCAUCGGAAGCAGAAGACACACACUGUCUUGAGUUCUGUCUGCUAUCGAAAGCAAUGAUGGAGCACUACAGAGGCAUUACAGAGCCAACAGAUCUGCAAACUGUCUCUUAGACCUUUCCUUUUUUUAUCAUCCAGAAAGAGGAAGGAAUGCAGGCUUGGCUUCUAAAUAGAAUGCAUCUUGGUUUAGAGGAGGCUGCCUGUUUUGUCUAACACUCUCAUGACUGUCAUAGUUCAGGGAAACUCUUUGUGUGAGGGCUACAGGUUCUGUUACGAUGCCAAGUCUAUGUUCCUAUGUUACAGCUGUCUGAUGCUAUGAAUGGGAACAGCUGGAGGACUCCUAAAGUCGUGUUUCUAAGUGAGAACCUGCUUUUCUCCUUCCAUAUAAGGUCACUGUUCCCACUUUAAAAAUGAUUAGUGGUGCUUUUCUGAUUUAAAACAGCUGGUGUUCAAAAUAAGUCCAGAAGAUUGGCUGCAGUGGAGCAAGAAAAUAUGUCUCUCUGGACAGCAGGCCACACUCUUGGAUUCGUUCUGAAAAGCUCCCAAGUUAUUUCAGCAGUGUUUUAAGAACUGUUCCCUGAAAUGGUGCUUACUCUGAACACAACAGUAUUAUGAGUUUAAGAAAAAAUCAGUGCAAACUUUGUGCAAUUUUUAUACCUUUAUAUAAAAUUUGUCAAAUGAAAGUCUGCCAUGCUUA